Molecule: messenger RNA, 1443 nt
Organism: Cyclospora cayetanensis
Lineage: Eukaryota; Apicomplexa; Conoidasida; Eucoccidiorida; Eimeriidae
Exons: 9
Coding region: 1-1443 (480 amino acids)
Biological process (GO): DNA damage response; regulation of protein ADP-ribosylation
Cellular component (GO): nucleus
Molecular function (GO): histone binding; poly-ADP-D-ribose binding
Source: RefSeq, a predicted model, not a curated record
AUGGCUGCCCCUCUCAAGCGAACGGCAUGGAGCCUAGGUGGGACUCAACUAGCUACAGCAGGGGCGUAUGGCUCUGCGAAUAAGCAACAGGAUUACAUAUUACAGCUUGAUUUAUGGGAUUCGCAGUUUCCAGAUUACGAAUUCGGGUUUAGGGCUUGGGAGCUUGUUUCGUUACAAGUUACUCGCAAAUCUUUAAGCUUGAAGGGGGUGCAUGCACGCAUUCCUGGUCAGUCGAGACACUUGGAGUGUCCAGACAGCCCGAGCCUGAAACCCCAACGCCAGGAAGGGCAGCCACAGAAGGCACAGAUGUAUGAGCAGUUGAAGCAACAGUUCCUAUUGCAUAAUCAUUCAAAAGCGUCAGCAGAUACUCUUGGACUGUUAGCAUUGUGGGAUUUCUGCUGUGCGCACACUCCACCAGGGAAGGACCCCAGAGACGCCCUGAAGCCUUUAGGCCUCACUCUUUGCGGCCCCUUCGACCUUCUGUCAGACCCUCAAGCCUCGUUCUCUCCCUCUCACUCCCGCAGUCUUUAUACUCUACCUGAAUGCAUUCCCGUGAUGCGCAGCAGCAGCAGCAGCAGCAGCAGCAGCAGCGGCAGCAGCAGCACCGAUGAUUCGUCUCCUCUUUUUUCUUUGUUUAGGGAUCGAGAGGAGUCUAGCCCAGAGUGUGUGGUUUGGAAUGAUCCCGGCCUCUCUGGUGUCCAGACACCUUUUGCCGCCAUCGACACCGAUCUCAAGAAUGCGAAACCCUCGAAGGCAAAGGCGGCAGCUGCCACUGCUGCAAAAGAGGAUUUUCCUCAUCUCCCGCUUCUCUUUGCCGCUUGCAUUAGGCACGCAGUAGAUGCCGCACAGGAGGCAUCUAUGGCGGGAGCUUCACGAGGGAGUUCCCAGGGAAAACAAGCCCUUUCGCGCGGAGAGCGAGAGCUUCUGGACUUCCUUCCCAUUCCUAGCGCCAGCAGCACUAACGCCAGCGGAAGUCAAAGGUUGGAGGCGAUAGCUAAGCGAGUUGCUAAGGGUGCAGCUCAGUGGGCAGCAAGACGCAAGAAAGUGUGCAUAGCAAAGGAUCUCUCGGGAUUGGGAGUGGUGGUACCAUACGACAAGAAGGCAGAUUUGGGGUGGCGCGAUCUCGGAUAUUCACUGGAGGGGCUUUCAAAAAAAGUUCGAAAGCUGAAAGAAGACGGGGGGACACGGACCGAACUGGAAGAGCUCCUAACGCUUGCUUCCAUUGCAGUCGAUGAAGGAGAUGCGGGGGCCGCCUUGCAGCUGGGGCGCAAUUUCUGGUGUCUCGACGCGCUAGGGGACAAACAGUGUUUCUUGGCAAACCCUGCAAAGAGGCUCCUGGGCAGCGCAUACACCGCGAUGGGACAACCAGGGUUUGCUGCUAUCGUUGAGUGUCAUGCACCGAUCCGGCUAGAAACUCUGAAACACCAUCUAAGCCCUAAAUAG